Erythranthe guttata (spotted monkey flower) is the source of this 1218-nucleotide messenger RNA. RefSeq names its product RNA-binding S4 domain-containing protein. Gene Ontology annotation, molecular function: RNA binding. Lineage: Eukaryota; Viridiplantae; Streptophyta; Magnoliopsida; Lamiales; Phrymaceae. The record is from RefSeq and is a predicted model, not a curated record.
AUUAAAGAUUACUCGAACCCAACUUGAAUAACCGACCCGGAUUCAAUUGGGGUAGGGCGAGAGAGGAUGUGGAUACUCCGCAUAUCGGCCAUGGCUGCCACUGGUUUCUGCUCGCAAGCUUUUGCGAGAAGGUCCGUUCUUCAAUUUGAAUCGCUUCGUUCAAUUCAUCUCAGAACAAACCCUAGUAAUUUCAGAAUCUUCCCCCUCGCCGCUCCGUUCACCUCCUCAGCUUCGGGGGUAUGCCAUUCUCCCACGCAGGCUGUGAAGGGCGAAACCGACAUUGUUCUCAAAGGUGCGAGAGACAAGGACACAGUCGAAGAUGUCAAGCGAGUUCUUGAAAUGGCGAAUCGGGCAUCAUUGAGGCGAGAAGUUCUACACACUGAUUUUCUCACUCCGCCCGUGUUAAAAGAAUCGAUGCUAGCAUUAGAGAAGUUUUCCGACAUCAAAGUUGUUUCUCAGGGAGGAUAUCCGGAGGCUGAACGUUGUCGGCUCUCCGUUGGACAUCCGGAAGUACUGACAUCUGAUCCGGACAUUGUUGCAGCAUUAAGUAUUUCGGGGAAUUUCGGGUUUGAACCUUAUUCGCAUGGCGACUUUCUUGGGGCAAUUCUCGGAACUGGGAUUGUUAGGGAUAAGCUCGGAGACAUUAUUAUAUUGGAGGGAGAAAAGGGAGCUCAUAUUCUUGUUGUUCCAGAACUUGUCGACUUCCUUGCAUCAUCAUUGGACAAGGUUAGGAAUGUUUCUGUCACCUGUCAAAAAAUACCAUUGCUUGCUCUCGAAUACCAGCCCCCGAGGACCAAGUCUUUCAAAGCUGUCGAAGCAUCACUAAGACUCGAUUCCGUAGGUAGUGCCGGUUUCAAAAUUUCACGAUCCAAAAUGGCUAAUCUGAUCAGCGACGGAGAUGUGCGUGUAAACUGGGCCUCGGUGACGAAAAGCAAUACAACGGUAAGAACAGGAGACAUCAUCUCUGUUAGUGGUAAAGGAAGAUUGAAGAUUGGAGAAAUAAACUCAACAAGGAAAGGAAAGUUUGCAGUGGAGCUAAUAAAGUUUUUGUGAUGUAAGAGAUACCUUUUUUAUUUUAUUUUAUUAUUAUGUUGUAUUUAUUUAUUCAUUUCUUUUAAUUUUUAUUUUGAUGUAUUGGAUGAUGGAUAGCCGGUUUAUUGCAGCACCGGUAAAUUAUACACUUUUGUUAUAUACAGUUAAACCUAUAUAAAUUAAUAC